AUGAUUGAAGACGACAUCUACCGCACCUCCUCUCAGUUCCGACUUUGGUCAUAUACCGAGCAAUCUCUACAGUCUGUUCGCGCUACGACAAAUGCCGUUGCCAGUGAUCGGGUAAGGACUGCGCUUCGCCGGACUCGCGAAGCCCAACAGUCCGCCACGCCCUCUGCGACAGGAACUCCACAGCCAGCCAGCGAUGCCGAAAGCAAAACUUCUGACGAAAAGCCCAUCGACUGCCUGACCCCUGAAGAGGAGCUGGUGUUUGUUCGGUACUACUGCGAGUCGCUUUUGGAAUUGGGUGAUGAGUAUAAGCCACCAUUGCCUACCACGGUCCGAGCCACCGCAAUUCAAUACCUUCGCCGGUUCUACCUAACCAACUCCCCCAUGACCUACCAUCCCAAAAAGAUCAUGGCAACUGCUCUCUUCGUCGCCACAAAAACUGAUAAUUACUACAUGUCUCUGCGGUCAUUCGCAGAAGCAAUCCCCGGGAACCCAUCAACAGACGAAGUAGUCGCACCCGAGUUCCUACUCAUGCAAGGUCUCCGCUUCACAUUUGAUGUCCGACACCCGUUCCGCGGACUAGAAGGCGGCCAAGGGAUCCUCUCCAUAGCACCACCUCCCACACCCUCAUCAUCCAUAACCGACCGGAUCGGGCGCGCACACAACGCAACGCGCGAGCUUCUCAAGACCGCUGCACAGAUGACAGACGUCUACUUCCUCUACACACCCUCACAAAUCUGGCUCUCAGCCCUCCUCCUCUCCGACAGACCCUUGGCCGAAUAUUAUCUGGAAACCAAGCUCGGCGGCCCCAUCACAUCUACACCGACUAACCCAGACCCAUCCAACCCUCUCGACGAAAUCCGCACCAAGCUGUUCAAAGUCCUUUCCGACUGUGCAGCCCUCCUCCAAGCGUAUACCCCUCUCUCUGCAGAUGCAGCCCAAAUAAAAAACCUGAAGCGCAUCGCGAAGAAACAUUAUAAAUGCCAAAAUCCCGACGGCGCCAACAUGGCGCAGAAACGUGACUCUGCACCACCCCGGGCGGUCUCAUCGGCUGCUGCCACCGACUCCGGCCAGGUGACAUCAGAAAGCGAGACGGAGCGACUGGCCAAGAAGCGGAAAUUGGAGGAGCAGAAACAGAAUGGGCCGAAGGAUAUGUUUGGAGGAGAACUUGUUCCCGAUAGGACGAAAGGGCAGUGA
Molecule: messenger RNA, 1194 nt
Organism: Penicillium manginii
Lineage: Eukaryota; Fungi; Ascomycota; Eurotiomycetes; Eurotiales; Aspergillaceae
Product: TFIIH complex kinase subunit CCL1
Exons: 3
Coding region: 1-1194 (397 amino acids)
Biological process (GO): regulation of transcription by RNA polymerase II; regulation of cyclin-dependent protein serine/threonine kinase activity
Cellular component (GO): nucleus; transcription factor TFIIK complex
Molecular function (GO): cyclin-dependent protein serine/threonine kinase regulator activity
Source: RefSeq, a predicted model, not a curated record